Symbiodinium sp. CCMP2592 is the source of this 3135-nucleotide messenger RNA. NCBI's taxonomy places the organism in Eukaryota, Dinophyceae, Suessiales, Symbiodiniaceae. The record is from the annotation of a GenBank genome assembly.
AUGGCGCAAGCUUCCGAAGUAAGCCCAGGACCUUCGGGUAACCGUUCUGAAGAACAGCAGGUUAUGAAUCGCCCAAGUAGAAGUGGAGCAGUGCUUGAAGGAGAGCAAGCUAGACCGAACUAUGGUGCUGUGAAUGGUGUUUUGCCGCCAACAGAACACUUCCCCUUGGAAGGCUCACUUCGGCCCGUCCGGGUCAGAGGAGAGAAUGGUCACAUUGAGGCAACUACAUCUACGGCAGUGGCGGCGGAGAACGAUGGUGGAGCACCUGGGGCAGCGAGUCUGCCAACCGGAUCGGCCGUGGAAGCGCGAAUUUCCGGACCGGGCGCGACGACGAGUGUAGUGCGCGAGCAAUGGCAGCCACCACCACCGCCACCAACACAGCAGCAGGCAGCAGUCCUACCGCAGCCGCCUCAGCAUGAAGCUACACAGCUUCCUCGAGUACCACUUCGUCUACCGCAACCGCUGCAGCAGAACGAGUCGACUAAUCGACUUCCUCCUCCGCUACAUCAAGCUGUUGAGCAGUUGGCGGAGCAGCGUACAGCAGUUGUGCAGGCUGUACAAAGCAGGGCACAGAGAGCCUUAUUGGUGGCACCAGUGUUGGAACAUGUUCAAGGACCAGAGCGAGGUCCGCAAGCUUCACCCACUUGGCACUCCCCUACUUCAGCACAGGCGACCGAACCACCUUUGAUGUCUCCGGAAACCUGGAGGGCCAUGGCUGAGUGGACAGCUCAGCAGACUUCCUUGACUACCUCUGUGCCGGAACCUCCGCCUAUGAGGGACGAUAGCUCGGCCGGAAGUAUGAGCCGGGAACUUGUGAUGGAGGAAGUGAAGAGGCAGCCCAGCUCCUCAAUGAUGUGUUUCAAGCAGGUGGAGGGAAACCUGAACCCGGACUUCGCGGGCCUAUGGGUGGACCUCAAGGCCUUGAAGCUGGAGGCAUUCCGCCGGGAGAAGUUGAAGGUUCAAGUCGGGUCCCGAGAGCUCCACCCGGUCUACCCGGACCUGCACCCCUACCUGGCAGCAAUCCACAAGAUCGGGGACGUGGAGAAGAGCACAACCCAUUGGUGGGAUGCCAGGUCGAGCGGACCAGAGAUGACGGCGGAGACCAUGGGGUCUCUUGAUGGGUCCCGCUCUCGUUGGAGCGACGUUCCGAAGGAGAAGGAUGGCCUUUCUCCACUGGAUGUGUUGGUGCGAGGAAUGAAGCAGUUGCAGGAUGUCUACCUGGAAAAGAAGACGCCGGAGUUUGAGGCUCUGAAGAACAAAUGUGGAGUUACCACAGCUCCCGGACCCGGCAAGAUGGAGUCGGUUGGAGAGAAAGGUGAUGACGAUGAGCACCCGCGCUUGAGAGCUGUAGAUGGUCAGGCGGGCACUGGUGGCACCGCGGCAAGGACGCCGCCCAGCUCGCCGGGGAAGGGUGGGACAAAGCAACCGGCCGAGCCCAUUCAGACGUUUUCUCCCGAGGCCCUUCAAAAUCCAGAGCUGCAGACUUUCAUGAAGGAGGUGAAUGUUAUGCUUCAGAGAAUGGCCAGGCUUAGCGCCCUUCAGGUUGCGGAUGUUGAGGCGGUGGAGUCUUUGCGUGAUGAGGUGGCUCUGAAGUCCGAUACCAAGGCGCCACCAGUAUCGGUCAAGCUUGCUGACGGCAAGACUGUGAUGUUGCGCCAGAACAGGGCGGGCACUCUCAUUUUUUGCGGGAACAGCAACAACAACCAGCGUUCCUCGAAUUCCUCCUUUACUACCAUUGUACCCCUCGGGUCGUUAGUGAAGGAAUUGGCAUGUACGGUGUCGUGGACAAAGCGAGGUUUACAAGUUGAGCACCCGGAGCACGGCACGAUUUCCACCCACGUGGUGGAGUCCUGCCCUUACAUUGGCGAGCCGCAGGCUCUCGAACUUAUUCGGGAAUUGGAAAGUCGCAAGCUGGAACAACUGAAGGUGAACACCAUUGAGACUCAGCUGAGGAUGAAUGGCCUGGAAGCACAGUUGAGCUUUGGGGCUCAGUUGCAGGAAUACCGGCGCACGGGGAAUCGCGCUGAUGGUCUCAAGGCUUUGAUGUGUGAGGACUCGGCGUUUGGUGUGCUUACAGAACAGCAGCGAUGCUCCUUGAUCCAGGACAUUGAUUUGAGUGACAAGGCAGGCCACCAGUACCUGAAGGCGUUGCCCAUCAAGAGAGCUAUGAGAAGGAGGUUGAUGACGACUCGGUGGCUUGUGCACAUGUACUCAGGCAACAAGUCUGAUGAUGAUUUCAAGGUGUUGGAAGAGGACGGAGUGACCCUUCUGAACAUCGACCUGAGUGUCAGCAAGGCCUUCAAUGUACGGGAGCCGAGUCCAGCCUACCGAGCUCUUUUGUGGGCAGCAAUGAGAGGUCAAGUUCAUGGUGUGCUUGGAGGACCUCCUAGAAAUGAGGGUGUCGGUGAUUUGGUUCUGAAGCAGAUGUUCCUCUGGGCGGUGGCACGGUCAGCGGCGGAAAACUACGAGAUCGCGACCCCGGGCUUUGCAAUGACCAUGCCUACUGCUAGUGAGCUUUGGAAGUCGGAGCUUUGGAAGAAGUUUCGUUCGGAGACUGAAGUGAAGGUUGCAGCCGGGAGCCCGAGCAUUACUGUGGCUACGUCUCUUGAGUUGAAGAUGCCGGUGAAUGAUUGGGAAGUUCAAUCUUCAACGGGAGCUUUGGUAUGGACGAAGGAGUUCAAGGAGAUCUUGAUUCGGGGUUUCCAAAAAUGGCGGACGGUCAUUGCUCUUCGGCGACUUGAUGGUCCUUUGAGUGGCAUGAGUAAGGAAGAGCUCCACAGGUGGAUUCAACAUGUUCGAGCUGGUCAUGUCCCUUACAACAAACGUUGCCAAACGUGUGUGGCCACCAGGGCCACCGGUCAUGCGCACCGUAAGGUUGAGUACCCUUCGUGCUACACAAUGUCGGUGGAUGUUUGUGGAGGACAUACCCCUGAAGCCUUGGACAAUAAGUAUAUGCUGGUGGCCUCCUACGUUAUGCCAGUACUUCCAGGAAGGGCCAAGGGAUUUGAAGAUGACAUCAUCAACGUGCCGGGGGCUGGUGUUGGUGACAUACCACUAGGUGACCCAGCUUCAACCGAUCCACCAGACGACCUACUGGGUCGAAGUGGUUUAGUGGCCCGCAGGCCCAGAAGAUAA